AUGACGUGUUGUCGGUAUCCUUCAGAGAGUGAGUGUCCGGCGUGGGAUGCGUGGGCCAAUCCAGUUGCGGAAGCGAACGAUCCGAGUUCACUCGUUUCGGAAUACGCCGCUUGUGGCGUGUGGCGGCCCCACACGGUGCUGCCUUUUUCCCGUAUGAGUCUCGUCGCGUACCUGCGCGGACAGGCGGCGGAGGUAAGGGAAGAAACGGACGCGCGGGCGUGUUCUCUUCUUCGCGACACCUCCCGGCCACGUAGAGACUACUACUGUUGGGGUCACCGCGAUGAGGUGUUGAUAGCUGGCAGUGGAGGCACUGUGAGGGCGGCGUGUGCAUGUCCCGUUUGCGACGCGGUCGCCAGCCAGAGGUCCGACAUCACUCUGGCACGAAUUGUCGACGUGUUGCGGUUGGCGGCGCCACAGGUCCCCGUCUGUCUGGGAGAUGGUCGGGCGUAUUGCCCAGGCGCGGGAGAGAGUGAGUGUCCGGCGUGGGAUGCGUGGGCCAAUCCAGUUGCGGAAGCGAACGAUCCGAGUUCACUCGUUUCGGAAUACGCCGCUUGUGGCGUGUGGCGGCCCCACACGGUCCUGCCUUUUUCCCGUAUGAGUCUCGUCGCGUACCUGCGCGGACGGGCGGAGGAGUCUGGCUGGGCGAUGAUCGAGCGUUUUGUUCAGGUCCGGAUGGCGGCGGAGGAAACAGAAGAAUCGGACGUCCGAGCGUCUUGUGUGUCUCGGGGUUCCGUCGCCGGUGACAGGCAGAGGUCCGACGUCGCUCUGGCACGAAUUGUCGACGUGUUGGGUGUGGCGGCGCCACAUGGGUCGGCUGGUACGUCGAAGGAGAGUCGUCGAGCGCAUGCCCGGAUGGUCGGUCUGCGAGAGUUUUGGCUGUAUUCGUCAGGCGUCGGAGGCCUUGAAUUUGCGGAAGCGAACGAUCCGAGUUCACUCGUUUCGGAAUACGCCGCUUGUGGCGUGUGGUGGCCCCACACGGUCCUGCCUUUUUCCCGUAUGAGUCUCGUCGCGUACCUGCGCGGAUGGGCGUGGGAGGAAAGAGAAGAAACGGACGCGCGGGCCUGUUCUCUAUUUCGAGACACCUCCCGGGCCACGUAG
Molecule: messenger RNA, 1098 nt
Organism: Toxoplasma gondii ME49
Lineage: Eukaryota; Apicomplexa; Conoidasida; Eucoccidiorida; Sarcocystidae
Exons: 12
Coding region: 1-1098 (365 amino acids)
Source: RefSeq, a predicted model, not a curated record